This is a messenger RNA of Corvus hawaiiensis (hawaiian crow), 753 nucleotides long. RefSeq names its product protein NYNRIN-like. The record is from RefSeq and is a predicted model, not a curated record. The transcript is spliced from 2 exons. NCBI's taxonomy places the organism in Eukaryota, Metazoa, Chordata, Aves, Passeriformes, Corvidae. Gene Ontology annotation, molecular function: nucleic acid binding. Gene Ontology annotation, biological process: DNA integration. Bases 139 to 753 code for a protein of 204 amino acids.
GGUGGGCUGUUACCCCGGUAGGACAAGUCGUAGUUCCACCCCGAUCCUUCGGGAAAUAGCCCAACGAGAGCAUGAAAGUACCCACUGGGGAACAGAAAAUCUUUUAAACAUUUGAGGAAAGUAGUGAUAGGGAGAGGAAUGACUGAUAUUGUACAAUCUGUAACAAGCAAGUGUGAAACCUGCUGUAAAAACAACCCUGACACAAGCAAGAGAGUUGUGUUAGGAGUGACAAAGACAGGAGAUCUCCCAGGAGAUUAUUGGCAAAUAGAUUUUGCUGAGAUGCCACGCAAAGAGGGAUGCAGGUAUAUACUGGUACUGGUUGACACCUUCAGUGGAUGGCCUGAGGCUUUCCCCUGUCGCACCAACACAGCAAAAGAAGUAGUGAAAGCUUUGCUUAAUCAUAUAAUACCAAGAUUUGGAGUUCCUUUGGGAAUGUCAUCAGAUAGGGGACCACAUUUUGUUGCAACAGUGGUUGGGGAAGUUAGCAGGAUUUUGGGACUUACCUGGGACCUGCACACACCAUACAGGCCCCAGGCAAGUGGCAAAGUUGAACGCAUGAAUGGGACCCUCAAAACCCAGAUUUGCAAGAUUUGUCAAGAGACAUCCAUGAGAUGGGUUCAAGCCCUGCCUAUAGCCUUGCUGAGAGUCCGCGUACAGCCAAGGCGAAGGGACAACAUCAGUCCCUAUGAAAUAUUAUACGGCAGGCCAUACCAGGUUCCACAUAUCCCGGGGGAAAUUCAUAUGAGAGAGUGA